AUGCCAAAUCAGUUGCUUUGUAUGUCGGACUCCAGUGGGGAUGAUCGGCAUACCGUGGGGCUAGUGUUGCCUAUUGACGAUAACGAAUUUGCCGACUUGCUGCAAUCCGUGCAAUCCUCGCAGACUUCGGCAAUAUCAGAGACCCAAGGGCAACAUGGACCAUUACUUGCACCUGUAGCCCCGAUUCUCCCGAAUGUGCUAGCGGCUAGCGCGAAUCAUGUCACUGGCCUACCUACGAGCCCUUCUACAAACCAGGAGAAGCAACAAGGAAAGGAUUGGAUGGACUUUGAGUGGAUGGACGGGGACUAUGAAUACAUUAAGUCGUGGAAUUCUAUGAACGAUUUCAAGGAUGACCAUUUAUCCAAUUUCGGUGGCCCUGUUAAUUCUUGGUUUCAUCAAAUCCCAAUAACGCCCACGCCCAGUUUGCCAUCAACUGAGGCACAUAGUCCUAUCUCGCAAUAUGGCAACCAAGAAGAACUGGAGUGGGCCGAGUACAUUUCUAUGCCACAAGAAGAUCCGACUACUUCACGAAAUAUCGGCCCCGUCGAGUUCAACAACGACGGAGCUGCCAAUGCAGGAGCGGCAACAAGCCCACCUGUUUCUUUUCCGAGCAGCCCUUCGUUUCCCACAGCACCAAUUCUCCAACUACCAGUAAAGCCAAAUACUGUGUCGCCCCCAAUCACAUCCACUGCAGCUACGGCGACUGGCCGCAAAACCUCCUCAAUCCAGAAGCGACAAAGACUAAAAAGUAUAAGCACAUCCCAUUUGCGACCAAAGUUCAAUUCUAUUUUGCCAAGUACCAGCAAUUGCAAUGAUACACCUCCCCUACCUGGGUAUAAUCCUAGCUCGGGACCAGGUUCCAAGCAUAAACAAGACACAGCAGGCCGGGCUAGACGCUCGAGUAAAUCUGACGAGGAAAGUCUGCGCAAAAGACGCACUUAUCAAAGGCUUGCCGAGCAAAAUCGCAGACAGCGGCUCAACUCUGCGCUCAAAGAUCUGGAGGCUCUUCUCCCUUCAAAUUUUACCCAAGAGAAGAACAAAAUAACAUCUGCAGUGCCCAAGACCAUUCCUAGCAGGGAGAAAAGGGAGAAGGCACCUUCUGCGGACCAGACAAAAGUUUGCGUGAUGGAACGUGCUAUUGAGUACAUCAAAAUGUUGCGUACGACCUUGAAUGAAAAAAAUGUGCGAAUGAAGGAGCUGGGUGCUGUUAGCCCAGGCAUCCUGAUGUAA
This is a messenger RNA of Penicillium soppii, 1230 nucleotides long. Its product is annotated as basic helix-loop-helix domain-containing protein. The transcript is spliced from 3 exons. The record is from RefSeq and is a predicted model, not a curated record. Bases 1 to 1230 code for a protein of 409 amino acids. Gene Ontology annotation, molecular function: protein dimerization activity. Lineage: Eukaryota; Fungi; Ascomycota; Eurotiomycetes; Eurotiales; Aspergillaceae.